AUGUAUAGAAAUAUAUUUGCCUCUAUUAUUUUAUGCCUUUUAUUAUUUUUGAGUAGCAAUUGUUAUGGUAAAUCAAAUUUGAGGAAUUAUAUAAAUGGUUUUAAUGAAUUCAUAGAGGAUGAUAAAAAUUCAAAUUUUGAAAUAAAAUUACCUGUUAUUAAUUUCCCCGUAUCUUCCAAUGAUAUAACAAAUGAUUAUAAGAAUGAGGAAAAGGCAUCAAGAGAUAAUUUGUUGAAUAAUGAAGAGAUAGAACCUUCUACAUAUUAUUCAGUAUUACCAUCAUUAUUAAAUGCUGUUUAUUUAUUUUCAUCUAUAUGUUUUAUUCUUUGCUUAACUGGAUUAAAUGCUCAUAGAACAUCUAAAAGAGGUAAUAUACUUGGUUUUAUUGGAAUUGUAGCAGCUAUCAUGAUAACAUUUAGUCAGGUAGGAUUUGGAUUCAGAUAUAAAUUAUUUCUACUAAUUGUUAUUCCAGCUAUAACUAUAGGAAUAUAUAUAGCCCACAAUGUAAGUAUGGUACAAAUGCCACAAUUAGUUGCCUUGUUUCACAGUUUUGUUGGGCUAGCUGCACUUUUUGUAGGAUUUUCAAAAUAUCAUUCUGAAUCUUUUGAAAAUUAUGAAAUUAGUACUAUACAUUUGUUAGAACUUUAUGUAGGUACUUUUAUUGCGUCUAUUGCCUUUAUUGGAUCUUUAGUAGCUGCUGGUAAAUUAAGUGGUAUAUUAGAUAGUAAAUCAUUAAAAUUACAAAUAAAGAAAAUUAUUAAUAUAUUAUGCAUUGUUCUUAUUAUUAUAUUAGGAUAUUAUUUUGUGACAUUAAAAUUAUUAUAUUUAAAAAGUAUAUGUUUAUAUAUUUCAUUAAUUAUUGAUUCUUUUCUUGGGUUUCAUUUAAUAGCAUCAAUCGGUGCUGCUGACAUGCCAGUUAUUAUUAGCGUAUUAAAUUCAUAUUCAGGAUUUGCUACAGCUAUUAGCGGAUUUUUAUUACAUAAUAAUUUAUUAAUAAUUUCAGGGGCACUUAUAGGUUCCUCUGGUGCAAUAUUGUCAUAUAUCAUGUGCAUAGGAAUGAAUAGAGAUAUAUUUAAUAUUAUUUUAGGUGGAUGGGAUGAUUAUGAAAAUAUGGGAGAAUCGAUAUAUGAUCAAAAUUUUAUAGAGAAAAAAAACAAACAAACUAUAAAUUCAACAACAAAUAAAUACGUUGCAGAAAAUUUAAUAAAUGCAAAAAAUAUUAUUAUAGUUCCUGGUUAUGGUACUGCAUUAAGUAAAUGUCAGAGAGAAUUAGCUGAAAUUUGUUCCAUAUUAACAUCAAGAAAUAUUAAUGUUACUUUUGCUAUACAUCCAGUGGCAGGUAGAAUGCCUGGACAUUUAAAUGUUCUGUUAGCAGAAGCUAAUAUACCUUAUAAUAUUGUAAAAGAAAUGAAUGAAAUAAAUCCUAUAAUAUCUGAAGCUGAUAUUGUUCUAGUUGUUGGUGCCAAUGAUAUUGUGAAUCCAUCAUCUUUAGAUCCUUCAAGUAAAAUUUAUGGUAUGCCUGUUAUUGAAGUAUGGAAAAGCAAACAAGUAAUCGUUUUUAAAAGGACACUAAAUACAGGAUAUUCUGCUAUUGAUAAUCCGUUAUUUUAUUUCUCCAAUACAUUUCUUCUUUUUGGUGAUGCGAAACAUACAACUAAUCAAAUUCUAACUAUUCUUAAUGAUUAUGUUAAUAAUAAAUAUCCAGAUAUUUCGGAUCAAGAUAGACAUAUAAAUCAUGACAAAACACAAUUCCGAUACUCAUACUCUCUUACGGAUAGUUCACAUAGUAACGAUGAUUCAACAUCGAAGGAACAAAAUUAUCCUAAACCUAGAAGAGUUAUAGGACUUAUAAAGGAUGACAACGUACAAGGAGGUAACGAUCUAUUGAUUGAACAUAUCCAAUCGAAAGUAGAAAAUGCACCAAAUAUAAAAGAUCAAAAACGUGAUGUUAAUUUAUCUAUUGUCCCCAUAUCUCCAAAAUUUAUACCAAAGUUGAGACUAAUGGGUUUCCGAAUAUUAGUUGAAAGGGAUAUAGGUACCAAUAUAUUAAUGCAAAAUGAUGAAUAUACAAAAUAUGGUGCAGAAGUCGUUUCAAGAAAUGUUAUUUUACAACAAAGCAAUAUCAUAUUGAAAGUUGAUCCACCUACCGUAAAUUUUAUUGAAGAAAUACAAAAUAACACAAUCCUUAUAAGUUAUUUGUGGCCAAGUAUUAAUUAUCAUUUAUUAGAUAAAAUGAUACAAGAUGAAGAAAAGCAUAAUAUUACAUAUCUAGCUAUUGAUGAAGUUCCUCGAUCGACGCGUGCACAAAAAUUAGAUGUUAGGAGUUCCAUGAGUAAUUUACAAGGUUAUAGAGCUGUUUUAGAAGCUUUUUUUAUAUUACCAAGAUUUAGUAAGUCCUCCAUAACCGCCGCAGGAAAAAUUAACCCUGCGAAAGUUUUUGUUAUUGGAGCAGGUGUUGCAGGUUUACAGGCAAUAAUAACUGCAAAAAGUUUAGGAGCUAUUGUAUAUUCCCAUGAUUCCAGAUUAGCAACAGAAGAAGAAGUGAAAAGUUGUGGUGGUAUAUUUAUAAGAAUACCAACAAGUGAAAGAGGAGAUAUUUUAAAUAUGUCUACAGAUAUGAAUAAUGAAGAAUAUAUAAAAGUACAAAGUAAUUUAUUUAAAAAAAUUAUAAAAAAAUGUGAUAUCUUAAUAUGUUCAGCUUCGAUACCAGGUAAAACAUCCCCCAAAUUAGUAACUACAGAAAUGAUUAAGUUAAUGAAACCAGGAAGUGUAGCUGUAGAUUUAUCUACUGAAUUUGGAGAUAAAAAAAACAACUGGGGAGGAAAUAUUGAAUGCUCUCAGUCAAAUGAAAAUAUUUUAAUAAACGGAGUACAUGUUUUAGGAAGGGAUAAAAUAGAAAGAAAUAUGCCAAUGCAAGCUUCUGAUUUAUUUUCUAUGAAUAUGAUAAAUUUAUUGGAAGAAAUGGGUGGAGGAGUACAUUUUAAUAUUGACAUGAAUAAUGAUAUUAUAAAAUCAUUGGUUGUUAUUAAAGAUGGAAAUAUAUUAUAUUCACCUGAUAAAUCUGUAGAAAAAUUAAUAAAGAGUGAAAGUGUAUUUAUAAAUGAAAAAAACCAACUUAUUGAACCAAUAUCGGAACAAAAAAUUAAAUAUCCUACAGGUUUACGAUUAACAGAAAAAUUUAUUGAAUCAGAUACGUUCUUUUAUAUCUCCUUAUUGUUUGUUAUAAUACUUACUUUUCUAGCGGCAACAUAUUUAUCACAAUCAGAUUUGCAAAGUUUAUUUUUGUUUACAUUAUCUACCAUUGUUGGUUAUUAUUGUGUUUGGUCUGUAACACCUGCUUUACACACCCCACUAAUGUCUAUGACAAACGCGUUAUCUGGAGUUAUUAUUAUUGGAAGUAUGAUAGAAUAUGGAAAUGGUUAUAAAGAUUUAAGUUCGAUAUUGUCUAUGCUUGCUACCUUUUUAUCCUCUGUCAAUUUAUCAGGAGGUUUUUACGUAACAAAAAGAAUGCUUGAUAUGUUCUUCAUAUGA
This is a messenger RNA of Plasmodium falciparum 3D7, 3531 nucleotides long. RefSeq names its product NAD(P)(+) transhydrogenase subunit beta (gene NTH). Gene Ontology annotation, cellular component: plasma membrane. Gene Ontology annotation, molecular function: proton-translocating NAD(P)+ transhydrogenase activity; oxidoreductase activity. NCBI's taxonomy places the organism in Eukaryota, Apicomplexa, Aconoidasida, Haemosporida, Plasmodiidae. The transcript has 3 exons. Gene Ontology annotation, biological process: proton transmembrane transport. The record is from RefSeq and is a predicted model, not a curated record. The coding region runs from base 1 to 3531 and encodes 1176 amino acids.